AUGUCGAGCGAACAAGAGACUGACCAAGCUAUCGAGAUCUGGAGGCAUAGAAAGCUACUUACCAUGCUUGCUAAUGCUAGAGGUGCCGGUACUUCAUGUAUUACCUUGAUUCUUCCACCUAGAUCCCAGAUCUCGCAAGCAUCGUCGAUGUUGACCACUGAAUACGGUACUGCAUCCAAUAUCAAGUCUCGUGUAAAUAGGUUAUCGGUAUUAUCAGCUAUCACUUCUACGCAACAGAAGCUCAAACUGUACAAUCGAGUUCCCGAUAACGGUUUAUGUGUUUUCGUCGGUACUGUUCUGAACGAUGAAGGAAAAGAAAAGAAGAUUUCCUUCGCUUUGGAACCUUUCAAGCCUAUCAACACCUCUUUGUACAUGUGUGAUAGUAGAUUCCACGUAGAGGCUUUAGAAGAAUUGUUAGAGAACGAUUCUAAAUGGGGUUUCAUCAUCAUUGAUGGUAAUGGAGCUCUAUUCGGUACAUUGUCAGGUAACACUCGAGAUGUCAUCCAUAAAUUCACUGUCGAUUUACCAAAGAAACAUGGUCGAGGUGGUCAAUCCGCAUUACGUUUCUCACGUCUUCGAGAGGAAGCCAGACGAAAUUACGUUAGAAAAGUAGCUGAAUUGGCUGUUCAACAUUUCAUCACUGCCGAUAAAGUCAAUGUAGCCGGUUUGGUCUUGGCAGGUAGUGCCGAAUUGAAAACGGAUUUGAGUGGAAGUGACUUGUUCGAUCCUAGAUUGUUGGCUAAGGUAGUUAAGAUUGUGGAUGUUUCUUAUGGUGGUGAAAAUGGUUUCAAUCAGGCCAUUGAACUUGCCGCCGACUCCCUUGCCAACGUGAAAUUCGUGCAAGAAAAACGACUCAUCCAGAAAUACUUUGACGAAAUCGCUCUCGAUACUGGAAAAUACUGUUUUGGUAUCACCGAUACCCUCAAAGCUUUAGAUAUGGGUGCCGUGGAAACUUUGAUCGUAUGGGAACAGUUGGACGUCAUCCGAAACACCUUGAGAAACGCUGCUGGUGAAGAAGUGAUUGUCUUCUCUUCACCGAACGAUAAAGACCGAGAGAAGUUUAUCGACAAAUCGACUGGAACCGAGAUGGAAUCUGCUGCCGAUCCUCAACCACUCUUAGAAUGGUUCGCGGAGAAAUACAAGGAGUUCGGAGCUACACUGGAAUUUGUAACUAACAAAUCUCAAGAAGGUUCACAAUUCGUUAAAGGUUUCGGAGGGAUUGGUGGUAUUUUGAGAUAUAAGGUGGAUUUCACUGAAUUGGGUGAUUUGGAUGAUGAAGACGAUGAAUUCUACGGAUCUGAUGAGGAUAGUGGUGAGUCAUAUCUGCCAUGA
Messenger RNA from Kwoniella botswanensis, 1332 nucleotides. Its product is annotated as peptide chain release factor 1, archaeal and eukaryotic forms. Gene Ontology annotation, cellular component: cytosol; translation release factor complex. Lineage: Eukaryota; Fungi; Basidiomycota; Tremellomycetes; Tremellales; Cryptococcaceae. The record is from RefSeq and is a predicted model, not a curated record. Bases 1 to 1332 code for a protein of 443 amino acids. Gene Ontology annotation, molecular function: sequence-specific mRNA binding; translation release factor activity, codon specific. The transcript has 9 exons. Gene Ontology annotation, biological process: cytoplasmic translational termination.